AUGUCGAACAUCAUCGGCAACCGCAACAGCACCCCAGAGUCGUCCAGUACGCCGCUAUCGUCUCAGGGGUCGACGCUACGCCCGCCGCAGACACGUCCUCUCGGUGGUUCCUCUGGCCACCACUUGCGCGCCUCGGCCGACAUGGGCCACUUCGGCCAGUCGUCGACAUCUCCCCUGGCCACCCGCGGCAUUCGUCCCGCUAGUGAGGUGUACUUCACCCACUUCCAGCAGGGUGUCGGCACUGGGAAUGCUGAUGAAGUGGCCGAGCGGGCUGCACAGCAGUGGAUCGCUGACAUAGAUCAGUACGAGAACACCCUCGAGGAGAUGGCUGCCGCCACACUUGAUCAAGAUUUCAAAGAUGAGCUGAGUGCUAUUGAGCAAUGGUUUCGCGUGCUAAGUGAGCCCGAACGUACCGCUGCCUUGUACGCUCUCCUCCAGCAGACGACACAGGUGCAGAUUCGCUUCUUCAUCCAGGUCCUGCAGCAGAUGGCCAAGAAUAGCCCCAUGUCCGGUAUGCUCUCGCCGGCCACGUUUGGUGAGAAGGAUCCAAUGUCCUCGCGUAUGACAGAUGCCAUGAGCAAGCUGAACGUUGAGGGUGGCUCGCGUGGCUCCUUCGGCUUUGGCAGCAAGCCGCCACCAUCUCCAGGAGCCAAGCGUAUGUCGCAGCUAGACCCAAGCACCAUCAAGUCCAUGUUCCCAGAUGCAGCGAACGCGAUCGAGGACCAGAAGGCCGAGUUCCAAAAGACCACCGGCUCCCUGCCCAAGUCCAACAGGAACAGUGCGAUUGGCGAUCGCUCAUCUCAGUACAUGCCAGCCAUGGCCCAGACAGAUGAGGACAGUUCCAAGCGGAAUGGUGUCUCUGGCAUUCCAUCAGGCCCAUGGCGGUCUGCUAGCAGCUCGGAGAACCAGCCGCCAAUCGGACGUCCUAAAUCAUCUUCUAGCAAUCAGUAUGCGACUGCGACUGCACCAAUGGGCCAAUUUGGUACGAYGCCCUUGUCUGCACGCCUCCCACCAACUCCUCGUGGUUUCCCGAUCUCGAGCGACAACAACAUCCAGAGUCAGACCAUCAGCGCCAACGAUAGCUCUGGCAUGCCGAUUCUCUCUCCGUAUGCCCCUGGGGCAAGCUGGGCAUCAAUGACUAAUACUCCGAUGGUUCCCAACUUCAGCCAACAGCAAAGUGGACACCAGGCUGACAUGGUCGCAAACGCCACAGCAAUGAAGUUGGCGGCUCUGUCCACCGUCAACAACCGCCUGCAGCUCGAUGACCCCCGCAAGUUCCGCCGCACGCGCUCGCAGGAAGGCUCCCAGCAGCCAAUGUCGCCAGGCAUGCCAUCCAACAUCCUCAUGACCAAUGUACACGGCCAGGUACUCACCCCGCAGCAAGCCGCGGCCAUGCAGCAACAUCACCUAGCCAGUAUGCAAGCCAAUCGUUCGCGUCCAAACUCCCCUGGUAUCGCCAUCACUGGUCCACCAGGCAGCAACGCGAGCAUGGGUAUGAUGCCGCCGCACACGGCGCAACAGAACGGCUAUCUUGCGGCAUACGAUGGCAACGGUAGCAUGGGCGGGAUGAACAAUGGCAUGGCAGGCUCCAACUUUGGACAAGUCUACAUGGGUGGCUACAGCGAGGGCUAUCUCUCUGACGCUGGAGGUUCUGGAAUGGGAGGCGAGCGAGGACGCUCGCCGAGGGGGCGGAGAGGCAGUUCCAAGCCGCCAGAAGACCCCACCGAUCUCACUCUGCUGAGCGACAUUCCGAACUGGUUGCGUACGCUGAGGCUGCACAAAUAUACCGACAAUCUGAAGGAUAUGCGAUGGCAGGAUCUGGUAGCCCUGGACGAUGCUGGACUGGAAAACAAAGGCGUGGCUGCCAAAGGUGCCAGAAGCAAGCUGCUAAAGGUAUUUGAGCAAGUUCGCGAAGCUCAAAACGAUGGACGCAUUUAG
Molecule: messenger RNA, 1938 nt
Organism: Ramularia collo-cygni
Lineage: Eukaryota; Fungi; Ascomycota; Dothideomycetes; Mycosphaerellales; Mycosphaerellaceae
Product: related to VTS1 Protein involved in vacular protein sorting
Exons: 2
Coding region: 1-1938 (645 amino acids)
Biological process (GO): regulation of mRNA stability; nuclear-transcribed mRNA poly(A) tail shortening
Cellular component (GO): P-body
Molecular function (GO): protein binding; translation repressor activity; mRNA binding
Source: RefSeq, a predicted model, not a curated record